CCAACCACCUCCUGUUCUUUUCUCUCCUCUUCGUGUAGGAGCGAGGCACAAUGGGAGAACAGCUGAGCCCAGAUGAGAAGCUUCACCUCAUCACUAGGAACCUUCAGGAGGUGCUUGGAGAAGAGAAGAUAAAGCAGGUCCUGUCAGAGAGGGAACUGAAGGUGUACUGGGGAACUGCCACCACAGGAAAACCCCAUGUUGCCUACUUCGUCCCCAUGUCCAAGAUUGCGGACUUCCUCAAGGCAGGGUGUGAGGUGACCAUCCUGUUUGCAGACCUGCACGCAUUCCUGGACAACAUGAAGGCUCCCUGGGAGCUGCUGGAGCUGAGGGUCCAGUACUACGAGCAGGUGAUCAAGGCCAUGCUGGAGAGUAUCGGGGUGCCGCUGGACAAACUCAAGUUCAUCAAAGGGACAGACUUCCAACUCAGCAGAGAGUACACUCUGGACGUGUAUCGUCUGUCGUCCAUGGUAACGGAACAUGAUGCUAAGAAGGCUGGAGCCGAGGUGGUUAAACAGGUGGACCACCCUCUACUCAGUGGUCUGCUCUACCCUGGACUACAGGCUCUGGAUGAGGAGUAUCUGAAAGUUGAUGCCCAGUUUGGAGGAGUCGAUCAGAGGAAGAUCUUCACCCUGGCUGAGAAGUACCUGCCCUCCCUGGGUUAUGCUAAGCGGUCCCAUCUGAUGAACCCAAUGGUACCAGGACUGACUGGGGCUAAGAUGAGUUCUUCAGAGGAGGAGUCUAAGAUUGACCUCCUGGACAGGAAGGAAGAAGUGAAGAAGAAGCUGAAGAAGGCUUUCUGUGAGCCGGGCAACAUUGAGAACAACGGAGUCCUCUCGUUUGUUAAACAUGUCCUCUUCCCACUCGUAGGAGAGUUCUCCAUCAAAAGAGACCCCAAGUUCGGAGGAGACAAAACCUACACAGACUUUGAUGAAGUGGAGAAAGAAUUUGGCGAAGAGCUGAUCCAUCCUGGUGACCUGAAGGCGGGUGAGGUGGCCCUUAACAAGCUGCUCGACCCAAUCAGGAAGAAGUUUGAGUCUCCAGAGCUCCGUAAACUCUCCAACACGGCCUAUCCAGACCCGUCAAAGAACAAGGGAGCAGGGAAGGGGAACCCUAAAGUAGCAGAAGAGGAUGAGCUGGUUCCCUCCAGACUGGACAUCAGGGUGGGCAAAGUCAUCAGUGUGGAGAAGCAUCCGGAUGCUGAUUCGCUGUACCUGGAGAAAAUAGACGUCGGAGAGGCGGAGCCAAGGACGGUGGUGAGCGGCCUGGUGGCCUACGUUUCCCAGGAGGCCUUGCAGGACAGGCUGGUGGUGUUGCUAUGCAACCUGAAGCCCCAGAAGAUGAGGGGGGUGGAGUCCCAAGCCAUGCUGCUCUGUGCCUCCAUUGAGGGGGAUCCCAGAAGAGUGGAGCCUCUUGACCCCCCUGAGGGGUCGUCACCCGGGGAACAGGUGUUCGUUGAGGGGUACGAGACGGGCAAGCCAGACGACAAACUAAACCCAAAGAAAAAGCUGUGGGAGAAACUACAGGUGGACCUAAAGGUGUCAGGACAGUGUGUAGCCCAGUGGCAGGACAAACAGCUGAUGACCAAACUGGGACACAUCACCUGUAAAACACUGAAAGGAGGCAACAUCAGCUAAGAGGACACACUGUCAAUCAACACACGUCACCACGGCAACGGCACUCUCUCUUCCUGCCCCGGAGAACUAAUCAUUCAUAUUAAUAAUAAUAUCUUGAUCAAUCAAUCUAACGCGGCGAUCGAUCCGGGUUUAAAUAAAAACGGUCUUAUUUACUAUCGUC
This is a messenger RNA of Oncorhynchus nerka (sockeye salmon), 1794 nucleotides long. Its product is annotated as tyrosine--tRNA ligase, cytoplasmic-like. NCBI's taxonomy places the organism in Eukaryota, Metazoa, Chordata, Actinopteri, Salmoniformes, Salmonidae. Gene Ontology annotation, biological process: tyrosyl-tRNA aminoacylation. The record is from RefSeq and is a predicted model, not a curated record. Gene Ontology annotation, molecular function: tyrosine-tRNA ligase activity; tRNA binding; ATP binding.